AUGGCCGCUCAUCUUCACCUGUCAACAAGGACUCUUUUUCUGCUAGUCGUAGUAGCGUUGACUAUUGACAGCACAACUUCAGCUUCGCUCAACAAACCCAACGCAACAGAGCCAGUCACCGAUAACUCCUCUUCCAUCAGCGCCUCCGAAGCACAGAAUUUCGCCAACUUUGCUGCACAUCAAAUCUCCUCUUCCAACAACUCUACUUUACCCAUGAAGCCUGGUGAGAACGGCACAUUGAUCAAGAUUGUCCAAGCCGAUUCUAAAGUACAUGGAGAAAACGGAACCACUAUGAAUUUUAAAAUGACGCUGAAACUCGACGGAGAAGACAACGAAGACGACCUCCUUUGCGAGGUGAUUGUAAUGAGCAGAUCUGAUCUGGUGACUAAGGACGAACUAACGUUGACUGAUUACACUUGUCUCCCGAUCAACAACGGAUCUGCCGAAGCGAUGGCCGAAGUCGCUCCAUUACCGCUCUUUAUCCCGUUCUUUCCCAUUUCUGUCAAUGACACAAAAGUACAGGAAAUCGCAGACUUUGCCAGUAAGGCCGUCGCUUACACAAGGAACUCGUUCAACAACCUCACCCGAAUAGAAAAUGCCGAGACCCAAGUGUACGCGACCGGCAUCAACUACAAACUGAAACUGAAGCUGAAAGGAGCCGAUGGAGAGGAAAUGCUCUGCGAAGUGAUUGUAUCAGACCCAACUAAAAAGGACGCUGUCGUGACCCGCGAACUUUCACAGUACAAUUGCCUCUUGAAUAGCACGUCGUCAGCCGAGUUCGAAGAAGACAUUCCUGACGAAUCAGUCUUGUCUACGUGGUUCUUUGAAUGAAUAUUUUUUGCUGUGUUUAUUCGUUUGACUAGUUAGAUGUGUUGUAUUUAUAGCCGCAUCACUUGUUUUCCUAUUAACCGGAUGUGGUUAGCAGUUAACAUUCUUUCCUUUAUAUACCUUACUGUAAUUACUGACCUCACUUCAAGAUGGAUCAGUCUUAAGAAAUACACGUUUUUUUCUCGAUUA
Molecule: messenger RNA, 1017 nt
Organism: Daphnia pulicaria
Lineage: Eukaryota; Metazoa; Arthropoda; Branchiopoda; Diplostraca; Daphniidae
Exons: 2
Coding region: 1-831 (276 amino acids)
Molecular function (GO): cysteine-type endopeptidase inhibitor activity
Source: RefSeq, a predicted model, not a curated record